AGCAAACCUGCCUUCGGGGACGGGCCUGCACCAAUCCUGCCAUGGAACCAGCCGACUUGGCAAAGGAACCGAAGGCCAAAGCACAUCCGGUGCCACCUCCAAGAGGUCAUGAACUGGAGAAGGAAGUCGUGGAGGCGGCCUGGAAAGCCAAGGAAAUGAAGAGGGAGCAGGGCAAAGUGGAGCUGCGGGGCGCAGAACGUUUAGCUGUAGCUAGGGAGAGGCACAAGAACUUCCGAGCACGGCAGCUUCGAGAACGCGAAGCUGCUGCGGAGGCCUUAGAACGGGACAUCUCUAAGGCCCAGGAGCACCUUUGGAAGACACAGGUCCAAACCAACGCCACGUUAGAAGAGAUGGAAUCGCAACAAGGAGUUUACCAGGCUCAAGAGAACGAUGCCAUUUGGGCAAAGCAGUCUCUUGCAUUUGCAUAG
Molecule: messenger RNA, 428 nt
Organism: Cladocopium goreaui
Lineage: Eukaryota; Dinophyceae; Suessiales; Symbiodiniaceae
Source: the annotation of a GenBank genome assembly